CCUCGAAGCCGCGCGGAACGGACGUUGGGCUCGAGUACGCGACAACACCUCGUGCCGUAUCUCUCAAGGGGAUUUUAUUUAAUCUCCCGUCGCAGAGUUCGCGCAUACGGAUCAUCGACAUACGUGAACGUAAGACUGAUUCGUCCCGCCCGUCGUUUACCUGGAAACGACCUGCGUGAGAGUCUUCAGCGCGCGAUACCAAGUGCUCCGUUCGAGAGGCCUCGGCCUAUCAUCGCGAUAUCGACGCGUGAACGGAGAAGAGAGACGGACAAGAUUACGCGUCCCGGCAGUGCCGCGAAGAGAAUCGCGAUUCGCGAGUAUCUCAGUGAACGUAGGUGCGUAUAUCGUGUUAAUUCGCGCGCAUUUCGCGUACGCAAGAUCGGGCAGAAGCGCGUUAUUUAUCCUAUCAGUGCGUGUCUCGCGAGUGUACAUUGACAGUUCGAAAUACGUAUAUAAAUAUAGUUGUUUUUUUCCGUUCUCUCCAUUCUCGAAUCUGAUUAUUCUGAUUUCUCGUUUGAGCAUUACCUCCGUCUAAAUUUUAAUCCACGAUCCGCAACAUAGAAGAAGCGGAUGUCUCGCGUGAAGCUAGGAACAAUGACAACGGCAACGACCGGCUCGAAACAUCGUGGAACGAAUUAGGCGUGCCGUGAUCGACGGGAGUCCGCGACGCAGGAUCACGCUGAGGAACGGAAACGUGUGUCCCAAGGACAGACGCACGAGGUGUCCGACGGGACAUCAUGUAUGACGCGAGACGAUUGCGCCGGGUUCACGACCGGUCGUGCUGAUCGGUCCCAUUAUCAGGUCGUCAAUCUAACGCGAGGAAUGUGCCAUAUCUCGCCGUCGAGAUAUUUCCGGUGACAGCGAGUGUACUUAGGACGUGCCUAACUGGCGAAGAAAAAUAGGAAAGAAGAAAUAUCCUGGAAAUCAGCCGAGAAACAUAGCGUGCGAGUAAAAGGGGAGAGAAAAGAAGAUUUCGAAGAAUAGAGGGAUGACGUCAUAAUUCGACCGUGUUCAUUCGCGUAAAAGAAUCCCCACGACGCCGAUAUGUCGCGGAUUGCACCAGGGAACGGCUCGUACGGCCACGACAGGUCGACGACGCAGUGAGACAAUUGCCGGUUUUCUGAAUGCGAAGCUACGUUUUUUUUUUUCCCGCGAGAAAAUAGAGAUAAUACUCCGCGUCGGUGUAAGUGAUAUUAUAGCCGAGAGAAACCGAGGAUAAAAGCAGUGAUUUCGUGGUUCGUUGGUGCUGGUGCUAAAUAUGUUAGAUUAGGUUAGGUGAUAAUAAAGGUGCCGGUAAAGAAAGGAAAGCGCCGUGCUAAUCACCGUGAGUUUUGUCGUCGCGGACGAGAAAGGAAUUUCGUGCGAGCAAGAAGGAGAAGGACAUCGAAAAGACUCUAAGUGUCACAUAGUGCGAUUUUAGAAGACGCAAGUGAUACGUUUUUCGUUCAUCAUCGACCUUUCGCGAGACUAGCGACCGCGUAGGAAUGGAAAGAUCGAGAUAAUAUCACGAAGACGGGAGAGGAGGAGGAGGAGGAGGACGGCCGUGGUGUUGGAGACCCCCAGGAUGCGGCAUCUGCUACUGUUCCUCGUCCUGGGAGCGACCCUCGCUCCGGGCGCGCUGCCCGAGCACGUAAAGUACCUGGAGGUCUCCGAGAAUGCGCGGCCGGGUACUAGGGUGGGCUUUAUCGACGCCGACAAUCCGCCGUACCUAAUAGUGUCAGUGCCGGGUUCAUCGGUCGAGUCCGAUCUGAUCGUCGAUCAGGGGACAGGCGAGAUAAGAACGAGGGUACAGCUAGACCGCGAGACCCGUCCGUCGUAUAGUCUGGUGGCGUUGCAACAGAACAUACAGGUCGUCGUGAAUGUCCUUGACGAGAACGAUAACGCGCCAACCUUUCCCGUGGACCAUGUGGACGUGGAGUUUCCGGAGAAUUCACCGCGCGACGCCAAACGAGCAUUACCACCGGCCAAGGAUCCCGAUCUCGGCCAAUACUCGACGCAACGCUACGAGAUCGUAUCCGGCAAUCACGGCGACGUCUUCCGGCUAUCGCAGCAUCGUGGCCGCGACGGUGUCCUCUAUCUAGACUUGCAGAAUUCCGGCUCGCUGGAUCGGGAGGCGCGUUCGCGUUAUCAUUUGGUGAUCGAGGCGCUCGAUGGUGGAACGCCACCGCUCCGGUCGAGCCUGCACGUGAACGUGACGGUGCAAGACGUCAACGACAAUCCGCCCAUCUUCAAUCAGACGCGCUAUGUCGCGUGCGUGCCGGAGAAUGCAACCGUCGGCACACCGGUACUGGCGGUGAACGCGACUGACGCCGAUGCCGGUGACAAUGGUCGCAUCGAGUACUCCAUCAAUCGCCGGCAGUCGGAUCGCGAGGAGAUGUUCCGCAUCGAUCCGGAGACCGGUAUGGUCUACGUCAACAAGGCCCUCGACUUUGAGUCUAAGGAACGGCACGAGCUGGUGAUCGUCGCCCGGGAUCGUGGCGCCCAACCGCUGGAAGCUAGCGCCUUUCUAUCUGUACGCGUGACUGAUGUCAAUGACAAUCAGCCGGCCAUCACUGUCAUCUUCCUAUCGGACGACGCGACCCCCAAGAUCAGCGAGAGCGCGCAACCCGGCGAAUUCAUCGCCCGGAUAUCCGUCAGUGAUCCCGAUUCUAGAACGGAAUAUUCGAACGCGACAGUUACGCUUACCGGUGGCGAGGGUCACUUUGGCCUGGCCACGCGAGACAACAUCAUCUAUCUAGUGGUGGUGGAACGUCCACUGGAUCGCGAAGAGAAGCCCGUCUACGAUCUGUCAGUGGAGGCAACGGACGCCGGAACUCCACCGCUUCGUGCCGUGCGCACCUUUCGACUGCUCGUCACCGACGUCAACGACAACGCGCCCAAGUUUGUGCAGGAGAGAUACGAGGCUCAUCUUCUGGAGACAUCCGAGCCUGGCACGUCGGUGCUACAAGUGACCGCGACCGAUCUCGACGAAGGCGCAAACUCGGCCGUACGUUACUCCCUGCUCAACACGACGUCGUGGUUCGCGAUCGACGAGAUCACCGGACUCAUCAGCACGGUGACGCACGUGGAAUGCGAGAUCGACCCGGCGCCGAUCCUCGUGGUGAUCGCGACCGAUUCCGGACGGCCGCCCCUGAGCAGCAGCGCGACCGUACGCGUGACAGUGCACGAUUACAACGACAACGAGCCGAUCUUCGAGAAGCCGCUCUACAACGCCACCGUGCCAGAGGACAUGCCCGUCGGACGCUGCUUUCUCAAGGUGCAAGCCACCGAUCCUGAUUGCGGCGUAAACGCGAUGGUCAAUUAUACCCUGACUGGCGGUCGACUGGAAAGCGAGCAGCUCCUAGUACGCAGUGAUACGGGAGAUAUUUGCGUUCGGUCGCCUCUGGACAGAGAAACAGCGCCUUAUCUAGAGCUACCCGUCAUUGCCACCGAUCGAGGUGGAUUAAGUACGAUAGCGAUUGUGCGCAUCCAGGUGACGGAUGUGAAUGACAACUGGCCGAUUUUCGAACCGCGUAAAUAUAACGUGACUUUGCGUAGCGACAGUGCCGCACACGGUCCGAUCUUACGGGUAGUAGCGACCGAUCUCGAUGCCGGUCUUUCCGGCCAAAUCGCCUAUCGCAUCACUAGCGGCAACGAGGCCGGAGUCUUUCGCAUCGAUCGUAAUACUGGCGAGUUGCACGUGGCGAAACCGGGCCUGCUUUCGCGAUUGCCCUUGCAUCAGCUCAACGUGACGGCGACUGAUGCUGCCGGCCUGCAGAGCCUUGUUGACGCCGAGGUCAAGGUCACCGUCUCUUCCGCCGGACACAGAAUCGCCACCUGUGAGAAACCGCGCUACACUAUCACGGUCAAGGAGAGUAUCCCACAAAAUAGCAUCGUCGGCGGAGUAAAGGACAUCACGACAGCGUCAUCCUCUUCGACAGGCGAACGACCAAGCAGGUUUUAUCUGGUAAGAGAGGAAGCUGAUCUCUCGUUGGAUCCCAACACGGGGAUGCUGAGGAUUCGACAGCCGCUCGAUCGGGAAUCACGUGACAAAUAUGUUCUCAGCAUCGAGGCACGUAAUGGCGGCUCCGUUGGAUAUUGCCAGAUGGAAUUGAUCGUGGAGGAUGUAAACGACAAUACGCCGUCGUUUCGCACGACUAGCGUUCGCAUCUCGGUGCCGGAAUCUCAUCCUCUUCAUAUACCCUUGUACGUGGCGCAUGCUACCGAUCCGGAUACCACGCCAUCGCUGCCGAUACGCUAUGUCCUCGGUCAAAACAGCAACGACCUCUUUGAGAUAGACGCGCGCACCGGCGAACUCUAUUUGGCGAGACGAUUGGAUUACGAGAUCCAGCAGAGGCACGGUCUCCUGAUAAGGGCCCUGGACGGCGCUGGGCUCUCGGCUAACCUCAGCUUGAGCGUCGAGGUGCAGGACGUGAAUGACAACCCCCCAGUGUUCGAAAGGAACGAGUAUCAUGUGGAGGUUCCCGAAGGCGCCAGGCUCGAUUCCCAGAUUCUUCAGGUAACUGCAGUAGAUCUGGAUACGGGAAACAAUGCGAGACUGAGCUAUCGUCUUCAUGGUUCUGCCGCCUUUCGAAUCAGUUCUAAUACUGGUUGGAUCUACCUGGUGCAAAAUUUGGACCGUGAAACUCUCGAUCGGCACACCUUGACGGUUCUCGCGACCGAUAACGGGUCUCCCGCAGCGACCGCGAGUGCCUCCGUGGUAGUGACAGUUCUAGACGACAACGACAACGAUCCGCGCUUCGAGAGAGAUUUUUACGGAUUCGAGCUGCUCGAGAAUCUUCCGUCAGGCACUCUGGUUGGUUCUGUGAGCGCCACCGAUUCCGAUCUCGGCAAGAACUCGCUUCUCAGAUACGCGGUGGUUCAAGCCAAUAGCAGCUUCACUGUGGAUCCUGACACAGGCGAGAUUACCACGCGCGAGCCGCUCGAUCGUGAAACGAAGGACGUCCAUGAGCUGGUGUUGGAGGCGCGGGAUCAAGGAACACCGUCGAGGGCCGCCAGGGUGCCUUUGAAAAUCACGGUUUUAGAUGUCAAUGACAAUUCGCCUGAAAUCGUCGAUCCUCAAGGGGAUGUCGUUAGCGUUAGGGAGGAGCAACCACCGGGAACGGAAGUCGCCAGAGUGCGAGCACUGGAUACGGAUCUCGGUGAGAACGCUUCGGUGACCUACAGUAUCUUGAAAGACCGAGAUUCAGAUGGUUACAACGUCUUCACCAUCGAUCCGAUCACCGGCAUGAUCAGGACCAAGGCCGUGCUUGACCACGAGGAGCGCAACGUAUACCGGGUGUCCGUAAAAGCGACCGAUGCUGGGCAUUUGCCGCGACACAGUAUCCGUGCGUUGCGAGUCGAAGUCCUGGCACUGGCAGAUAAUCGACCAACCUUCACUAGCAGCAGUCUUACCUUUAACGUGCGUGAGGAUGCAAGUAUCGGGCAUGCGGUGGGAUCGGUGUCGGGGGCGGGUCCUGCGGGUCGCGUGGCCUUCACCUUGGACUCGCUGACGCCGAUCAGCGAGUUUCCUGCUUUCGACGUCGACCGUAGUUCAGGUCAACUAGUGGUCGCGCAUUCCCUUGAUCGCGAGAACGUAAGUGAAUAUCACUUGGAAAUCCGUGCGUUGGACACGACCUCGAUCGGGAAUCCCCAAAGCAUCGCCGUCUCCGUAAAGAUUGUCAUAGAGGAUGCCAAUGACAAUGCGCCGAGAUGGCCACAAGAUCCGAUAACUAUUCGCGUGUCCGAAAGAACUGCGAUUGGCUCGACCAUUUAUAAUCUCACGGCCAGCGAUUUGGACAGUGGUUUGAAUGGCGAUCUUAGAUACGGCCUCGUAGACGAGUUUCCAUCAAAGGGUUGUUUUGCUGUGGAUUCCUUAACGGGUGCUCUGACGCUAGCUAAGCAACUGGACAGAGAGGAAAGGGCGGAUUAUACUUUGAUCCUCAAGGCGUCGGACCGCGCACCUCUAGGAGAGCAAUUAGCCUCCACAGUCACCGCAAGAAUCAUCGUUCUUGAUCAAAAUGAUAAUGAUCCUGUCUUCAUCGCGCCAGAAUCUACCAAGAUAGUCGUCGCAUCGAAUCUUCCGCUAGGUGCGAGCUUGGUAAGAGUCGUCGCCAUAGACAAGGAUUCUGGUGACAACGGUCGAGUGUCUUAUGUGAUAACUUCAGGCAAUGAAGAGGCACGUUUCACUGUGGGCUACGAAUCGGGCAUCGUGAGCCUCGCGAAGCACGUCAUGAGACCCACGGAUCUCGAAAUCACGGCCAAUGAUCACGGAUCGCCACCUCGUAAGGCUGUCUUAAAAUUGAAUUUGAUUCCUGUGACGAUGCAGAUAAACGGGCCUCCUCGGUUAUUAUUGCCCAAUCCCAUCGCCAGGAUUUCUGAGAAUUCACACAUCGGAACGUCCAUUCUGAGCGUUGCAGGACCAGCAAUUGCGGAUCAAGGUAACGUCACCUUCACGAUCCCGAAUGAUGUGGCCUCGAACAAGUUCGCCAUUACGCCUAGUGGUGUAGUCACUCUUCGAGGUUCUCUGGAUCGCGAGAAAGUCGCGCGUUAUUCCGUUUCUAUUCUGGCGAGAUCCAGUAAGCUUUUGGACAUUACUACUCUGGAAGUGAUUGUGAUGGAUGAGAACGACAACAGUCCGGAAUUUCGGCCAGGUUCCUGUUAUACUCUCGCUGUACCAGAAAAUCAGGAAGCUCCCGUGAUCCACACCGUAGCUGCGACUGAUCUUGACGAAGAAAAGAACGGCGAAAUCUUCUACAGUAUCGUAGGUGGCAAUAUCGGUGCCAAGUUCACCCUGGAUCCAAAUACCGGUGUAAUGUCGAUGUCAAAUUUGGAUCGCGAGACCGUAUCCAGAUAUGUACUGACGAUUUCGGCCAAAGACAAGGGAAGACCUAGUCGAGAAGCGCGUUGCAAUCUCACCGUGAUUGUGCUGGACAUCAAUGACAACGCUCCGACCUUUGUGCAAAAUCAAUAUACCGAAUCUCAUGCGCACAAUAGUUUUCCGUACGGAUCGUCAAACUAUCCGGCGAAUUAUUAUCCCGCCAAAUACAUGACAACCAUCUCGGAGGACAUCGCGCCAGACUCGAGCGUAAUGUCCGUAAAGGCAAUAGAUCCAGACCAAGGUGUAAACGGGAAGAUCACGUAUGCCAUUGCCGAAGAGACAAGCUGGCUCUUCAGAGUCGACAACCUGACCGGUGUUAUUACUACGGCCGGUUCACUGGAUCGCGAACGCGAAAACAGCUACACUUUUCAUGUAAUUGCUACAGACAGUGGCAAAUACGAUGCAAAGAGCACUUCGAUUAUCGUCGAGAUCAACGUCAGCGAUGUGAACGAUAACGCGCCAGUUUUUGAGGAAUAUCCAUUUCGGACGCGCGUAUCCAGUGGUAUACAGCCCGGUCAGAAUAUUCUACGGGUAUCGGCCAAUGACGCCGACGAUGGUGCCAAUGGAGAUAUCGUCUACUCAUUCCUGCACGAGCAGGAAAAGCCAAAAUUUCGGAUACACCCCAGCACCGGCGAAAUAACAGCGAGUCUAUCGCUGUCACAAGAUAACGGCAAGAUCUAUCAUCUGGAAAUAUUAGCCAGAGACAAAGGAAAUCCACCAAAGAGCGUCAAGGGUUUAAUCGAACUUCAGAUCGGCGAUUUCGCGGAUCUAGUGCCAGCUCUCAAAUUUCAGAAUGAUACGUACAACGUUGUUGUUCAAGAGAACUCAGCGGCCGGCACAGAGAUCGUUCAGAUCACCGCAGUGCGCACCGAUGGUAGAAGACAGCAUGUAUCCUACUCGAUCGUAUCAGGCAAUGAUUUCGACACCUUCGCGAUCGAUGCAGGUACUGGUUUGUUGCGCGUCAAUAAUCCUACAAGACUCGAUGCGGAGCUCUGGAACGAUCUAACGGUGAAGCCUAGCGACGACUUGCCGGACGAAACGACGCGCACCAAUUCGUGGGGAAGAUCUCUGGUAGAUCAACAACCGAAGGAGCCUAGAGAAAGCUCGAGGCACAUACUCAAUAUCAUGGCAAAAACGGCGGGACCAGACAUCCUGGAGGCGUACGUCAAGGUAAUUGUCAGAUUGUCCGAUGUCAACGAUAAUCCGCCGAUCUUCACGCAAACACAAUACUCGGCUACCGUGCUUGAGGGCAACGCUAAAGGAGAUUUUGUCGUGAAGCUUUCAGCAAAUGAUGCUGACCAAGGUCUGAACAGUAGAAUCUUAUAUCAUAUUGUGGAUGGUAAUCCGGAUAAUGCCUUCACCAUAAGCCCGCCAUAUAGUGGAAUCGUAAGGACCAACAUAGUUUUAGAUCGUGAAGUCCGUGAAAAAUAUAGGCUGACUAUCAUUGCAACCGAUCAAGGAAAUCCACAAUUAACCGGUACAGCUGCAUUGAGCGUGCGAGUAAUCGAUAUCAACGACAAUCAGCCCACCUUUCCAAAACACAGUAUCAUUUCAAUUUCUGAAGGUACAGCCAUGGGAACUGUAUUAACAACCCUUACGGCGAACGACGUUGACAGUUCGCCAGUAUUGACGUAUCGGUUCGGCAACUUGACGAGUCCGGGACCUUUCAGCAUCGACCGAUAUGGCGGCAAGGUCGUUCUACGGAAGCGUCUGGAUGCCGAGACGCGCUCCGAGUACAGUCUUCAGGUGAUUGCCAGCGAUGGAAUUCACGAGGCGACGACCGACCUCACCGUUCGUGUGACCGAUCUCAACGACAACGCGCCGCGAUUCGAACAGACUGUCUACGUGGCUGUUCUCUCAGAAGGACGAGACAAUUUGCAGGAAAUUCUGACUGUAAAUGCCACGGACAACGAUCUUUCGGAGGAGAACAGUCGAAUACGAUAUUAUCUGUUGCGAUCUGUGAAGGGAUUUUCGGUACAUCCCGUGACCGGUGUUCUGACUGUCAAUCGCACAGCGAUACCUAAACCAAUACCGAAAGAAAUGGAUUUGGCGAUCGUCGCGGAGGAUUAUGGCAAGCCUCCGGCAUCGUCGAUAUGCUCAGUUGUUGUACGACUUAGCAGUCUAAAGAACGCCCUUCCAGGACGGGAGUAUAAGAUCAUAGUGAAAGAAAGUUCACCAAAAGGUACAACGUUGAUGAAGUUAUCCGAUGUAGAUUUGUUGGAUGGUGCCAUCGUUUCGGGCGACGAUAGCGGAACAUUCGAGAUAUCUAGGGGCAGACUGAUCCUGUCCAGGACACUCGAUCGUGAGACCAAGGAUAGGUAUGUAUUGCGAUUGAGCAGCAAAAGCGAGAAUAUGACAACAGAUUCACCGAUGGAAGACGAACCGGUAAUAGUAACAAUCAUCGUGGAAGAUGUCAACGACAAUUACCCAUACUUCCUGAAAGAGCUUUAUCAAGUGUCGAUCAAGGAAGAUGCUCCGCGUGGAACUACCAUUGCCGUUCUACGUGCCAAGGACGAUGACUUGAUUGACAGCGCGGCAGCUACGUUGAUGUACGACAUUACUUCAGGAAACGACGGUGGUCUCUUUCGGGUUGAGAGAAUGACUGGCGCCAUCUUGGUGAACUCUACGCUGGAUUGCGACCUCGAGCCCGAAGUCUACAACCUCGUGGUGAUGGCUUGCGACAGCGAUCCGGUAUCGCCUUUCUGUGCACUCACCAUACUUCGUGUUCAUUUGGAAGAUGUAAACGACAACUCGCCAAAGUUUCCCGUUUCCGAAUAUCUCGAGUUUGUCGGCGAAAACGAACCGAUUGGUACGACUGUAUUUUCAGCGCGUGCCUCGGAUUUAGAUCGUGGCAUUUUUGGAUCAUUGAAUUACUCUAUCGUUUCCGCGGCCGCGAGCGGAUUCUCUGACAUCGACGAUAGUUGGAAGCUGUUUGCAGUUGAUGAGAAAUCAGGCAUUAUCACUACUCGCGCCGUAUUCGACUACGAGCAACGGAAUCGGUAUGCUUUCACGUUACGUGCUACAGACAUGGGCGGCCGUUCCGCAGCGGUACGCGUUAGGGUAGAAAUCGAUUCGAGGGACGAAUUCUUUCCGCAGUUCACUGAAAGAAUGUAUAGAUUUGGAAUAAGAAGCGGAAUUCCGAUAUUGCCUGGCACCAUAAUCGGUCAUGUGACGGCAACCGAUCGUGAUAAGGGACCCGAUGGUCGGGUAGUGUACCAACUAACAUCUCAGCAUCCAUAUUUCAAAUUGAAUCGUACUACCGGCGCAUUGAUCGUGAAGCAAAAGUUGAUACAUAUUGAUAUGGGCGUGGAAGAAUCAUCGAGAUUAGUAGUCAGUGCGAGUUCCGGUAGACAGGGUUCCUUGUCUAACAUGACGGUAGUGGAGAUCAUUUUGAUGGACGACAACGAGCCAAAUGGAGUUAAAGGAGCAAUUACAUUAGCGACACCAGAUGUUGGUUCAAAUAUGGCUGUGGCUACUCCCAGUGGCUUGGCAGAUUGGGUUCUAGGAUUGUUGAUUGCUCUCCUUCUUCUCAUUCUCGCCUUUGGCGCCAUCUUCCUCUAUCUUCAUGUUCGUAAUCGUCGUCACAAAAAACCCGGCACGAAACCGGGUCUGAAUGGAGAGAGCAACGCUACUGCGUCCAAUAGCUAUGUAGACCCAAGCGCAUUUGACACAAUCCCGAUUAGAAGUGUGACCGGAGUUGGUGCAAACGGAAACGGCAGUUCCGGAAGCGCCGGAGGAGCAGGCAGCGCAUCGUGUCAAUUUGCUCCUCCGAAGUACGAUGAAAUACCACCAUACGGGACAUCCGGUCAAUGCGGACAACAACAAGCUACCUCCGAGCUUUCCGGAAGCGAUCAGUCAGGUUCUUCUGGCAGGGGUUCCGCUGAGGAUGACGGAGAGGACGAGGAGAUCAGAAUGAUAAAUGAGGGCCAACAAACCGGCGAUUCCGCGAGCGAUCUUUCUGUUCAUAAUACUCAAGAAUAUUUAGCUAGAUUGGGCAUCGUGGAUCCACCAGCUGGCACGCCUAGGAGACCCCCUGAAGCUCUUCCCCUGGACAGUCUACAUCUGUUUGAAGACGAGGCGAGUACUGAGGCGGACAUAGCGACGUUGAUCUAUGGUAAGAUUGGAGAACCUGGACGACCCACUUCGGGUCUGGAAGUACCGGGUGGACCGUCGAUGAAUGGUUCUCUGAGUUCCAUCGUGCACAGCGAGGAGGAACUUACUGGCUCGUAUAAUUGGGAUUACCUAUUGGAUUGGGGACCGCAAUAUCAACCAUUAGCCCACGUAUUCAGUGAGAUUGCCAGGCUGAAAGAUGACGCUGCCAGCGUUCAGAGUGGAAACUCUGGUAGCAGCGGCAAGACUAAGUCUGUACAUAAAGCACCGCCACCGCCGUUGCUUACAUCCGUUGCUCCAAGGUCAUUAGCAGCUCCAGCAUUAGCGAGAGGGAUUUUGCCGAGGUCACCAAUUAGCCACGAUGCCUCCACUUUUCCUUCCGCCGCUCUAAGUCCGAGUUUCUCACCUUCCUUAUCACCUCUGGCUACGAGAAGCCCCAGUAUCAGCCCUCUCGUACCACCCACCACUCAGAGAUCCAGUCAAAGUGCCAACCGAGGAAUUCCCAUUACCGAUGCCGAAUUGAGGAUUUGAGGAUACUUUGAUUUUAUGUUGUGCGUACAAGUUAGUAGUAUUAAUUCAGUGAUGACUCGUCGAGUAAACGAUAUUAAUAAGACAAUACGAUGCCUCGUGUAAAGCAGUGCGCGAAUGAUAUUCCUGUUAAUAUACAUUGUUUAAAUGCGAUUGAAUAUAUGAAUGUUGCUUUCUUAGACUGUGAGUGAUGUAACUUGUGGAUACGGUAUUAACGAGAAAUUCUAAUUUAGGAAUUUUAAUUGGACCGGCCAUUGAAAAAGAAUUUAGUGAUUGAAUUGUUUCCCUCAUUAUACGCAAACGUUGCUUUCUCGCAAACAAUUUUUAUUCUUAAUUAAUUAAAAAAAUAUUGACUAGAUAAUUUCAAUAUUCAUAUAUAUAUAUAUAUAUAUAUAUAUAUAUAUAUAUAUAUAUAUAUAUAUUAUUGUACAGGAUGAUAAGAAUAACAUAUCUCACUCAUAGAAAUGAAACAGUAAGCGGGAAAGCGGCGAUUGUGUCUCGACGAUUCCGUAUUUGUUAUACAAUAUGGAUGCAUCUUUUGUUCGGAUCACAAUCAAUAGCUAACUGAAAGGAAAUAUUUCUUCCUGAACGGAAUGUUUGUAAAUAUUCGCCGGCUGCGACGGUGUUUAGUCAUUAAGUAGCAUUGUAAAUAUUAAUUCACGUGAAUAAUGAUAUUGUCAUAAUCAAAAAGAUAGACUGUUCUUAACUGGAAACUGUAAAUGAUCGCGCCGUGUUUGUGUGUCAAGUUGCGUGAAUGUGUACAGUAAUAAUCUACUUUUAUAAUAUUGAAUUGAUAUACGAAUAUGGCGAUAUCAUUCGAAUCGAAAAAACGCGCUAUUACGAGCGAACUGAUCACAUCGAAUUUCGUUUUAGCGCAUCUCUAAAGCCACCUGUAUAAUUUCGUUGAUUAAUUGUUACUUCAUUCCUGUCUUCCGAGCGUAAUUUCGAUGUAACGGAGGAUGAAAUUUUAGCCCGGUACAUAUAUACAUAUGCACUGAUUAUAUAUAAAUAUAUGUCAUAUUUUGUAUAAAUCGCUCUGUGUACAAAGACUCUGCCGAGCCAAGGGCCUUACCGCGAUGUGGGCCUUAAAUAAAUGAAUUUUUUAGGAA
Molecule: messenger RNA, 12606 nt
Organism: Cataglyphis hispanica
Lineage: Eukaryota; Metazoa; Arthropoda; Insecta; Hymenoptera; Formicidae
Gene: ds
Product: protein dachsous
Exons: 17
Coding region: 1565-11500 (3311 amino acids)
Biological process (GO): homophilic cell-cell adhesion
Cellular component (GO): cell-cell junction; plasma membrane
Molecular function (GO): calcium ion binding
Source: RefSeq, a predicted model, not a curated record